AUGAGUAAAAGAUCAUCCAUCAUUAAACCUCUGACAACAGAAGGAAGGCAGCCCACAUCGUCCUCUAUCAAGAGCCACAAAGAAUCCAGCAUUCAAAAGCACGCUCAAUUCUGGGACAAGACCAACAAAGGCUAUAUUUCUCCAUUGGACACUAUAUCAGGUUUCGUGACAUUGGGUUACAGUGUUUUGUUUAGCAUUGCUCUUGGAGCCUUUGUGGGCGUCUUCUUAUCUCUUUCAACUCAAACUGGUUGGUUCCCAGAUCCAUUAUGCCGUGCUAAUGUCAGGAAUUUGAUCCAGUCCAAGAAGCAAACUCAAGGUGCAUUUGACGAGGAUGGCGUAUUCAGUGCCGAAAAAUUCGAAGCCCUGUUUAGUAAAUACGCCAAAUCAGAUCCAUCUGGCAAAACAAUCACGAUGCCCGAGUUGAUAAGAAUGACUCAAGAGCAGGAAAGAUUAGGCAGAAACGUCAAAGCAUGGGCAACAAGCAUGGUGGAAUUGUGUACAGCCUAUUUUUUCAUCGGUCAUCGUGGCAGUAUCACCAAGGAAGAUGUUCGCGCUGCCUACGAUGGCUCAUUAUUCUACCGCCUUAAAGAUAACCACAAGCUCAUGAUUCAGGACAAAAAGCAAACGUCUAGUUUAAAGGGCUCUUAUCUUUCAAAGCCUGCCAGCCCCUUGAGCGUCAAGGCACUAGAGCAUCGUAUGCAAGUAGUAUUCAGUGCAUUGCAAUCGAAAUCCUCUAUUGCCGCUGAGUACGGUGUGCAUGAUUGGGUAUCCUACAUUCAAGAGAGAACCAAUUCUAUCAAGGACCAUGCUCUUCCACGUGCCUUGAGACGCCCAACCUCGAUUAUCAGUGGCGUGGCGACUCCCAAAUCUACUGGAAGGGCCCACGCCAAAGAGCACGAUGACCCCUCGACAUUGUUUCCCGAAGGAUUAACAGGAGUUGCCAAGGCAACAUCAGAAGCGGCUUUAAUGGGCACUGAAUUCCUGAGCUCACUUUUGCGUCAUGGAGCAGAUGCAUCGGACAACAGCAGCAAGGCAAGAGGCAUGCACGGCAUCUUUAGCGAUGAUAGCGGUGAGGUCAGCAUGGAUCAUCAUCGUCCCAUCCUCUUUGGUAGUGUGUCUACUGAGAACCCUGCCAUCACAAAGGAGAAUGAUGCUGAUUUCCCACCUUUACCAAAGCGUUCUGAAUCGACAAGCAUAUCCAACAACGACUCUCUGAUGAAUGGGUUCUUGAAGAGCGAUGAUAGUCAUGCCCAUGAAUGGAUUGCUGCUGGAUUAACUGGUGUUCAACAACAACAACAACAACAACAACAACAACCUGAACAUAUUAAAAAGACAUCCAACAUUCCAGCAAAGCAAACACCACCAGAGCAGCCUAAACCAGUUGCACAAGAACCUAAACAACAACAACAACAACAAGAUCACGAGCAAAUCCCAAAGGCGUCUCUUACCCCGCCACCAGAAGAAAAGCUGGACGCCACUACUAUUGCUACCCCUCCCAACACCACCAAGAAGCCCAUGGUAUCAUCUGCACCCACAAACAACAAAAAGGUAAAGAGAAAUAAAAAAAAGAACAAGAUGGGACAAGUUUCACCUACUAGCAGUAGUGAUUCUUUAAGCUAUCAAGAAAAAGAUAUCUUCUAA
Messenger RNA from Mucor velutinosus, 1641 nucleotides. RefSeq lists its product as uncharacterized. Bases 1 to 1641 code for a protein of 546 amino acids. Gene Ontology annotation, molecular function: calcium ion binding; monooxygenase activity. Lineage: Eukaryota; Fungi; Mucoromycota; Mucoromycetes; Mucorales; Mucoraceae. The record is from RefSeq and is a predicted model, not a curated record. The transcript has 6 exons.